AUUUUUUUAAAUAAAAAAUUUGACAAUUAAAUAAAUCGAAGUAAUUUUUAAAAUAAUGAAUAAUAAACUACGGCCUGAUUUGCAGAACAUUAUUGAUCAAUUUCUCGACCUAACUGCUGUUAUUUUUCAGGAUCAUCAGGUAUUAAAGAAGAGUCUUACUGCUCGAGAAGAAAUAAACAAUUCGCUGAUUAUGGCUUCUAAUAGAGCCCAGAAACAAUUGGAUAUAUUAAUACCACAAGUCGAAAAUUUUCUUGAGUAUGCCAAAAAGAAGAUAAAAGAACAAAAAACUAGAAUUCGCCUGCUGGAGGACGAAAUAGAGAUAACUCAGUGUGAAAAUUCGUUGACUGAAGAAAAGCGUCGAGAAGAAAUAGAUAAUUUGACUAAAGCUCACGAAAGUCAACUGGAGAAUUUAAAGACAAAUUACGAGGGAGAAAUAAGGCGAUUACAACUCACUAUAGAGUCUCAGAAGAAAUCAAUUGACAAAUUGACGGUACAAGCAAAGAAAAAUUCAAAUUUGGAUCAUCCGGCGUUCCAAGCUCCUUUUAAGCCUCUGAAGAAACCAAAGGCCAAAAAAUCGACAGUUCAAGCAUUCAAUUGGCCGAGUCUCGAUGUUGAAGUGUCUCAGUCAAUUAAAAAUAACGAAGAGAUUGCGGUGAAGAAAAAACGGAGAUUGUACACUCCAGAUGAUGAGAAUAUUUUAGACAUUGAUAUAGAUACUUUAAGUGAUGAUUCUUAAUAUCUUUAUUUGAUAAGCAUUUAUUAAAAAAAUAGUUUAUUUUUAACAAAAGUUAUUAGCAAUUAUCAAAAAAAGUUUAGUAAUUUUAAACUUUGGUCCAUACCGUUUAAAUAAUGUUAAAGUA
Messenger RNA from Cotesia glomerata, 860 nucleotides. RefSeq lists its product as uncharacterized. NCBI's taxonomy places the organism in Eukaryota, Metazoa, Arthropoda, Insecta, Hymenoptera, Braconidae. The record is from RefSeq and is a predicted model, not a curated record. Bases 56 to 736 code for a protein of 226 amino acids. The transcript is spliced from 5 exons.